Messenger RNA from Bactrocera latifrons, 1300 nucleotides. RefSeq names its product DDRGK domain-containing protein 1 (gene Ddrgk1). Lineage: Eukaryota; Metazoa; Arthropoda; Insecta; Diptera; Tephritidae. The record is from RefSeq and is a predicted model, not a curated record. The transcript is spliced from 2 exons. Bases 319 to 1215 code for a protein of 298 amino acids.
GUGAUCGUGAGUAGUCUUUUUAAUCGAAUAUUAUCCCAAACAAAAUAUAUUCGAUAAAUUUGAUUAAUUGCCGCUAGAACACUUCACCUCCUGUUCUAAUGGUACAAAAUAGUUUUUUUUUUUAAUUAACUUGUUAAUUCAGCUAGUUAAGCAUUCGCCUUUAAAAUAUAACUAAGGUUGGCAGUCUUUUGCUAAUUUUGCUUUAAUGUCAGUUUCCGUGAUUUGUUGACGUUUAAAGUAUAAUAUUACAAAAACAAAAUAGUUAAAUUGCUGUGUAGGCAAAUCAAUUGCAUAUAUAUUUUUAAUAUUUAAAGAAAUAUGGAUUUGACCUUGUUAAUAGGUAUAGCAACGGCGUUGCUGGUAAUAAUAAUUGGAUUGUUGCUUUUCCAAAGAAAAUCAACAGGAGACAAAGCAAACAAGCCAGCGCAGCGAGGAGCUCCCGUGAGAGCACAAGAGGGUAUUCCACGACGUGCCCAGAUAGCUCGAAACCAGCGUAACCGUUUGCGUCAAAACGCUGCAGCAGCUGCAGCCGCAGAUCAGGCCGCUGCAUUAGAUAAUGCCCUAGAACCAAAUGACAACGACGAAGAUGGAGAUGAUGAUGAAAUUCCAUCUGGUCCGGUAUUGGACGAGAAAAUGGGUGCCAAGAAACGUGCCAAAAUGGAAGCAAAAGAACAAAAACGAAUAAUGCGAGAGCAAGAGCUAAAGCAGCGUGAGGAGCGUAAAGUCAAGGAAGCUAAACUCGAAGCAGAACGAAAACAACAGGAAGAACGUGAGGAGGAAGCGGAACGUAAAGCAGCAGAAGCAGAACGUUUGGCACGCGAAGAACGUGAACGGAAGGAGCAUGAGGAGUACUUAAAAAUGAAGGAAGCAUUCAAAAUUGAAGAAGAAGGUUAUGAGGAAGCUGAGGAUGCAGAAAAAGAGCAACUUUUACAAGAUUUUAUACAAUAUAUUAAAGACAACAAAGUAAUUGUUUUGGAGGAUUUGGCUAUGGAAUUUAAACUGAAAACUCAACAAGUGAUCGAUCGUAUACAGGACUUGCAAGCGAAUGGCACAUUAACGGGUGUGAUCGAUGAUCGUGGAAAGUUCAUCUACGUAUCGCAAGAAGAAUUACUUGAAGUAGCAAAAUUCAUAAGACAGCGAGGGCGAGUAUCUAUAGCAGAGCUGGCUGAAAGUAGCAAUAAUCUAAUUAAUUUGACACCUGUUUCGAGUGCUUAAUAGAUAUUUCAAACAUUAAUAUUUUAGUGUAAUUUUACUUUUUAAUUCGCUUAUAACAAAGUUUUAUGUAAAUUGUGAACAAAAU